AUGUACAACAAGGCUGUUAUUGAGGAUUCAGAGGUUAAUCAAAAGAAAAAGGAGAAGCCAAAGAGUAAGAUGAGAUAUGAAGCAUUGAUCAAUUUGAUCAUUGAGGUGAAGGAUGAGAAAUUAAAUGAUGAUGCCAUGGAGGGUGACAGACUCAGAUUCAUAAUGCUUGCUCGAAAGAGAUCAGCCAUGUUGAGGGUUUGGACACUUCGAGUCGCAUUUCUGAUUAUGCUUUGGACCAUUGCAGUGCAAUUCAGAGGCUUUGGUGACAUGGUAACACCUUCAAUGUUCAACACUCACUCUGCCUUCUCUCUACCACACCAUAGGAUUUAUGAGAAUAAUGGGUAUGUAAUGGUUUCUUCCAAUGGAGGAUUGAAUCAAAUGCGAGCUGGAAUAUGUGACAUGGUUACCAUUGCAAGAUAUUUAAAUGUUACACUCAUAGUUCCAGAGCUGGAUAAUACCUCCUUUUGGAACGAUCAUAGCCAAUUUAAAGAUAUUUUCGAUGUGGAUCAUUUCAUCAAUUCUUUGAGAGAUGAGGUUCUGAUACUGAAAGAGCUUCCUCCCCAACAAAAGCACAUGGUGGAAACAGAGUCCCUCUCUUCCAUGCCACCCAUUAGUUGGUCAAAUAUGUCAUAUUACUAUGAUGUGAUUCUUCCCCGUAUCAAAACAUAUGGGGUAGUACACUUCACUAAAUCUGAUGCAAGACUUGCAAAUAAUGGGGUUCCUGAGGAAGUUCAAAAAUUUCGGUGCCGAGUUAACUACCAUGCUCUGAGGUUUGUUCCUCCAAUUGAGCAAUUGGCCAAGAAGAUUGUUAAGAUUCUUAAGGCGAGAGGGCCUUUCUUGGCCCUUCAUCUCAGAUAUGAAAUGGACAUGGUUGCUUUCAGUGGCUGCAAUGAAGGAUGCAACACGGAAGAAAUUGAUGAGUUAACAAAAAUGAGAUAUUCUUAUCCAUGGUGGAAAGAGAAAGAGAUAGAUUCUGAGAAGAAAAGAAGAGAUGGUCUUUGCCCUCUGACUCCUGAGGAAACUGCUCUAACACUAAGUGCACUGAACAUUCAUAGUAAUAUUCAAGUUUAUAUUGCUGCUGGGGAAACAUACAAAUCAGAAAAAAGAAUGGCAAGUCUCAAAGAAGCCUUCCCAAACCUGGUUAAGAAGGAGACAUUAUUGGAACCCUCAGAGCUUGAUCCUUUCCGGAACCAUGCAAACCAAAUGGCAGCAUUGGAUUAUUACGUGUCAAUAGAGAGUGAUAUAUUUAUACCAUCAUACAAAGGGAAUAUGGCAAAACUAGUUGAAGGCCACAGAAGGUAUUUGGGAUUCAAGAAGACAAUUCUUCUAAACAGAAAACCUCUGGUUAAUCUCAUAGACCAGUACAAAAAUGGGACCAUAAGCUGGUACCAGUUCUCCACAUCAGUGAAGGUAGCUCAUGCAGAACGUGUAGGGAACCCAUCUACAAGAUCGUUGGUGCCUGGAAAUCCCAAGGAAGAGGACUAUUUCUAUACAAACCCACAAGAAUGCUUAUCACCUGUUGAUGGACCAUAA
This is a messenger RNA of Sphenostylis stenocarpa, 1533 nucleotides long. NCBI's taxonomy places the organism in Eukaryota, Viridiplantae, Streptophyta, Magnoliopsida, Fabales, Fabaceae. The record is from the annotation of a GenBank genome assembly.